Molecule: messenger RNA, 589 nt
Organism: Brassica rapa (field mustard)
Lineage: Eukaryota; Viridiplantae; Streptophyta; Magnoliopsida; Brassicales; Brassicaceae
Source: RefSeq, a predicted model, not a curated record
AGAAGCUGCAACAUGCCUUCACCAUCUUGAAUUAAUCAAAUUGAGAUUUCGUUGGGCGAUCGAAAAUGGCAAGUGAAGGAGCGAAGGAUCCAUGGAAAGGAGAAGAGUGGGGGACGAGUGAGAAUCAGAAUCAGAAUCAGAAGAAGCAGAAGAAGCCAAGUGGUGCGAAAAUGGUGGCGAGAGCGAGAAAGCAGAUGCCGAGGGGACUCGAAGAAAAGUACGAAGCUUACUUCCUGCCGCGAAAGCCAUGGCCAAAGGCUCUUGCCUUCUAUGGAAGCUUCAUCCUGGGUGGGAUCGGUGCUGGUAUGCUUAUAGAAACUUGGAUCAACAAAAAGGUCAAAGAAGAUGGCGGAGUCAUUUGGGAAUUCGAUAAGUGAAAAGAGAAUGCGAUUCAUGUUUCAGAUGUUUCUGGGUUUUUGUUUUAAAUUUGUUGUAAUAAGCAAACACAGUUUAUCUAUAGACAAAAGACUUUGGCUUGUUUCGGAACUAAAGGGUGAUCUUGAUAACUUGUUUUCAACUGAGACGCAUUUAAGUUGUUCGACGAAAUGCUUCUUUCGGCAAAAUUUUAUAAACUGUUUCUUACGUAGUA